GAGAGAGAGACAGAUCAAAAGAAGAAAACACCAAAAUAUAUAAAUUUGUUUACAUCCUUCCAUUUUGGUUUCUGAUUAUGACCUAAACAAACCCAAAAUUUUCAACCUUUUUCAUAAGCCGAGAGAAAUUGCAAAAAAAAUGUUGCCGGUCACAAGUCGCCGCCACUUCUCAAUGUCCCUAUAUAUGCUCCGUUCAUCUUCACCACACAUCAAUAAUCUUCCUCAUCGUCACUCUUCCUCCUCUUUCCUUCUCCCUUCUUUUGUUUCCUCCACCUUCAAACAACGACCACAACAUCCUCCUCCCUCUCCUCCUCCAAUGGCUGCGUGCAUCGACACCUGCCGUACCGGUAAACCUCAGAUCUCUCGUCGCGAUUCCUCCAAUCCCACCAACGACGAUGUUCGUUACAUCAAUUACUUCCGCUCAUCUUCUGCUUCCUCCUUCAAUGGAACCCAAACCAGAACCCUCCACACCCGUCCUUUACUUCAAGACCUAGACCGAGACGCUGAGAUCGACGACGUAUGGGCCAAGAUCCGCGACGAAGCUAAAUCCGACAUCGAGAGAGAACCAAUCGUCUCCGGCUAUUACCACGCUUCAAUCGUCUCUCAACGUUCCUUAGAAGCUGCGUUAGCCAAUACCUUAUCCGUUAAACUCAGCAAUUUGAAUCUCCCAAGCAACACGCUUUUCGAUUUGUUCUCAAGUGUUCUCAACGAAAGCCCCGAGAUUGUUGAAUCUGUGAAACAAGAUCUGCUAGCUGUUAAAGAAAGAGACCCAGCUUGUAUUAGCUACGUUCAUUGUUUCCUUCACUUUAAAGGCUUCUUAGCUUGUCAAGCUCAUCGUAUUGCUCAUGAGCUUUGGACCCAAGACCGCAAAAUCUUAGCUUUGUUGAUUCAGAACAGAGUCUCUGAAGCCUUCGCCGUUGAUUUUCACCCUGGUGCUAAAAUCGGUACUGGGAUUUUGCUUGAUCACGCUACGGCGAUUGUGAUUGGUGAGACGGCGGUUGUUGGGAACAAUGUUUCGAUUCUUCAUAACGUUACGCUUGGAGGAACUGGGAAACAGUGUGGUGAUAGGCAUCCUAAGAUUGGUGAUGGGGUUUUGAUUGGAGCUGGGACUUGUAUUUUGGGGAAUAUUAGUAUUGGUGAAGGAGCUAAGAUUGGUGCUGGAUCUGUUGUGUUGAAAGAUGUGCCGCCUCGUACGACGGCUGUUGGGAAUCCGGCGAGGUUGCUUGGUGGUAAAGAUAAUCCGAAAACGCAUGAUAAGGAUCCUGGUUUGACUAUGGACCAGACAUCGCAUAUAUCCGAGUGGUCGGAUUAUGUAAUCUGAUUAAAAAAGUUGUUGUUGUUUGUUGUUAAUGGCUUUUUCAUUGUUCUCUCUCGGCUUCUUCUGUUAUUGAAGCUGUAGAACUUAUGAAAUUUCCAUAAUCAGAUCAUUUGUCUCUCUGUAUAAGAUUUGACUGAUUAAGAUGGGAUUUGAAUGUAAAACUCGGAAACCCUAGACUCGAGUUUCCUGUGGUUGGUUUCUGAUUAGCAGAGACUUUAUGUUUAGUAUGUAAGUGUUUAUUUGGUUAAACCAUGGUUUCUAUGAUCAGACUUGUUGGGAAUAAAACGAAGAUUCAUCA
Messenger RNA from Camelina sativa (false flax), 1616 nucleotides. Its product is annotated as serine acetyltransferase 3, mitochondrial. Gene Ontology annotation, molecular function: L-serine O-acetyltransferase activity. The record is from RefSeq and is a predicted model, not a curated record. Gene Ontology annotation, cellular component: cytoplasm. Lineage: Eukaryota; Viridiplantae; Streptophyta; Magnoliopsida; Brassicales; Brassicaceae.